AUGGCUAAUCCCGGAGUCGGGACCAAGUUUGUAUCCGUGAAUCUGAACAAAUCGUAUGGGCAGCCUUCUCACCAUCCACCGCAUCCUAGCUCUUACGGGUCGAACAGGGGCCGGCCCGGUAGUCAUGGCAGUGGAGGAAUGGUGGUCCUUUCAAGGCCUCGCAGUGCUAACAAGGCUGGGUCGAAGCUAUCUGUUCCACCCCCCUUGAAUCUGCCUUCACUGCGCAAAGAGCAUGAGCGCUUUGAUUCGUUGGGUUCAGGUGGUGGAGCUGCCGGUGGAGGAGCGUCAGGUAGUGGGUCAAGGCCUUCUUCAUCCGGUGUGGGGUGGACGAAGCCCACCGCGGUUGCUUUGCAAGAGAAAGAAGGGGCUGGUGAUCAUGUAGGAGCUGAUGGAGUUGACCAGACUUUGCAUGGUGUUGAUGGGGUGAGUAGGGGGAACGGUUCGGGGACCAGUGUUUAUAUGCCACCUUCAGCCCGGUCUGGCUCAGUGGGACCUCUCCCUACUGCUUCUGCUCUAUCUCAUCAACCGACAGAGAAAGCACUGCUCUUGAGGGGUGAGGAUUUUCCUUCAUUGCAGGCUGCUUUGCCUUCUUCAUCAGGGCCUUCACAAAAGCAAAAGGAUGGUUUGAAUCAGAAACAGAGGCAAGUUGUCCGUGAUGAAUUGUUGAAUGAGCAGAGGGAUAGUUCUCAUUCAACUUUGCUUGUUGACAUGCGCCCUCAAGUGCAGCCGUCUCGUCGUGGUAUAGGCAAUGGACUGAAUGAGAGUGGCAGUGAAAGUAAGGGUUUGGGUGGUAAUCGAGCAUCAGAGCAAGUAAGGAAGCAGGACGAGUAUUUUCCAGGUCCAUUACCACUAGUUCGGUUGAACCCAAGAUCAGAUUGGGCGGAUGAUGAGCGUGAUACAAGUCAUGGUUUCACAGACCGGGGCAGAGAUCAUGGGUUCUCAAAGACUGAAGCUUAUUGGGAUAGAGAUUUUGAUAUGCCCAGAAUAAGUGUUCUACCACACAAGCCAGUUCAUAAUCCUUCUGAUAGGCGGGGUCUGCAUGACAAUGAAGCUGGAAAGAAUUCUUCCAGUGAAGUCCCUAAGGUGGACCCAUACAGCAGAGAUGCAAGAACACCUAGCAGAGAAGGAAGGGAAGGGAACUCGUGGAGAAAUACCAAUCUUCCAAAAGAUGGAAUUAGUGGUCAAGUUGGAAAUGAAAGAAAUGGUUUUGGUGCAAGGCCAUCGAGUGUAAACAGAGAAACAAGUAAGGAGAACAAGUAUAGUCUGACAACCGUUCAAGAAAAUGUUCAAGAUGAUUUUGUAAGGAGGGAUGUAGGGUAUAGACAUGGAGGGAGACAGCCCUGGAACAAUUAUACGGAUUCAUAUGCAAGCAGAGGGGCUGAAUGGAAUAAACGAGACCGAUAUGGCAGUGAACAACACAAUAGAUACAGAGGUGAUGCUUUACAGAAUAGUUCAGUGUCCAAACCCUCGUACUCGCUAGGUGGUAAAGGACUUCCUGUCAAUGAUCCCCUGCUCAAUUUUGGUAGGGAGAAGCGCUCAUUCUCAAAUAGUGAAAAACCUUAUGUAGAGGAUCCUUUCAUGAAAGACUUUGGAGGUACUGGUUUUGACAGCCGGGAUCCCUUCUCUGGAGGUCUUCUUGGAGUGGUUAAGAAGAAGAAAGAUGUGAUUAAACAAACUGAUUUCCAUGAUCCUGUUAGGGAAUCUUUUGAGGCCGAACUUGAGAGAGUUCAGAAAAUGCAAGAACAGGAGCGACAGCGGAUCGUUGAGGAACAAGAAAGAGCUUUAGAGCUAGCUCGAAGAGAAGAAGAGGAGAGAAUGCGGCUGGCUAGGGAACAAGUAGAGAGGCAGAGAAGGUUGGAAGAAGAAGCUAGGGAAGCAGCGUGGAGAGCUGAACAAGAACAACUAGAAGCCAUGCGAAGAGCUGAAGAGCAGAGAGUAGCCAGGGAAGAGGAGAGACGGAGGUUGUUUAUGGAGGAAGAAAGGAGGAAGCAUGCUGCUAAGCAGAAGCUUUUGGAAUUGGAGGAAAGGAUUGCCAAGAGGAAGGCGGAAACUGGAAAGGCUGGUGGUAAUUUUUUGGCUGAUGCAGAUGAGAAAAUGUCAAGGAUGGAGAAAGAAAAAGAUGUGUCCAGGGCAGCUGACAUGGGUGACUGGGAGGAUGGUGAAAGAAUGGUGGAGAGGAUCACAGCCUCAGCAUCUUCUGAUUCAAGUUUGAACAGGUCCUUUGAGAUGGGUUCUAGGUCUCAUUAUUCUAGAGAUACUUCUGCUUUUGUGGAUAGAGGAAAACCUGUUAAUUCAUGGAGAAGAGAUGUAUAUGAGAAUGGGAACAGCUCAACCUUACUUAUACAAGACCAGGACAAUGGCCAUCAUAGUCCCAGACGAGAUUUAUCUGUUGGUGGGAGAGGUCAUUUAAGGAAAGAGUUCUAUGGAGGCGGUGGAUUCAUGUCUUCUAGGACUUACCAUAAAGGAGGGAUUACUGAACCUCACAUGGAUGAUAUCACUCAUUUAAGGGGGCAGAGGUGGAACCUUUCUGGGGAUGGGGAUCAUUAUAGCAGAAAUAUGGAGAUUGAGUCUGAAUUCCAGGAUAACCUUGUUGAAAAGUUUAAUGAUGUUGGAUGGGGGCAGGGCCGUGUCCAUGGCAAUCCGUAUUCUCCUUACCCUGACCAACUGUAUCCAAAUUCUGAUGCAGAUGGGUCUUAUUCUUUCGGUAGGUCACGGUAUUCCAUGAGACAGCCUCGUGUUCUUCCACCGCCAUCACUAGCUUCCAUGCACAAAACCUCCUACAGGGGGGAAAUUGAUCAUCCUGGCCCCUCAGCUUUUCCUGAAAAUGAGAUGGAGUACAAUCAUGCAGCUAGAAGUGAACCUACCCUGCAGACAGGGUUUGAUACUAAUCGCGCGGAGAAUAUCAGACAACCUGAAAUAAUUGAUGUCAAAGAAGAAAACACUGGUAAUGAGAAAAAGAAACUGGACGGUAACACCACCCCCAGGUGUGACUCACAAUCUUCUCUUUCUGUGUCUAGUCCCCCUAGUUCUCCAACUCAUCUUUCUCAUGAUGACUUGGAUGAAUCCAGAGAUUCUUCAGUGUUAUCUGCCCCUGGGGAUAGCAAAGAUGUUCCCCUGUCUGGGCAGGAGAACGAACCACUUGCAUUACCUACCAAUUCUGGAAAAGAGAAUGUGGUGAAUGCUUCUAGUUCUGUCUCAACCGGUGAUGAUGAAGAAUGGGCUGUUGAGAGCAAUGAGCAUCUUCAGGAGCAAGAAGAAUAUGAUGAAGAUGAAGAUGGAUACGAUGAGGAAGAUGAAGUGCAUGAAGGAGAUGAUGAGAAUAUUGACCUAACCCAUGAGUUUGAAGACAUGCAUUUAGAGGAAAAGGGGUCCCCUGACAUGAUGGACAACUUGGUCCUGGGCUUCAAUGAAGGUGUUGAAGUUGGAAUGCCAAAUGAUGAGUUUGAGAGAAGUUCAAGGAAUGAAGAAGGUGCAUUCAUGGUACCUCAGGUUUUGUCUGGCACUGUUGAAGAGCACGGGUCAUUUGAUGGAAUUCGUACUGAUGAACAGACCCUUCAACAUAUGGAUGGUUCCUCACUAGUGAAUGUAGGUAGUUCUUCUAGAAUAUUCCAGGAAACUGAGAAGGCAAUGCAGAAUUUAGUUAUUCAGCCUAAUAAUGCCUCCCAUAUGUCUGCUACAACUGACCGUGUGGAUCAUGUGGAUGCUGCUAGUAGUUCUCGGCCAUCUUCUCAGCAUCCAGUUGCAUCUUCAGUUAGCCAUAACUCCCAUUUGUUGUCUGGUCAGGCUGUCAUGCCUACAGUAUCUGCUGUUCCAAAUCAGACAGAAGGACCUGUUAAGCUUCAGUUUGGGCUGUUUUCAGGUCCAUCUCUGAUACCAUCUCCGGUCCCAGCUAUACAAAUUGGUUCUAUACAGAUGCCUCUUCCUCUGCAUCCUCAGGUUGGUCCUUCUCUCGCCCACUUGCACCCGUCACAGCCUCCUCUCUUCCAGUUUGGCCAGCUAAGGUAUACAUCUCCAAUAUCCCAGGGACUACUGCCAAUGGCUCCUCAAUCAAUGUCUUUUGUUCAGCCCAAUCUCCCAUCCAGUUUUUCUUUGAACCAGACUCCAGGAGGUCCUCUGCCUAUUCAGACUGGUCAAGGAACUUCUCAAAAUAUAAAAAAUGAUGUUAUGUUACUUUCGGUGGAUAAUCAACCAGGACUUACUUCAAGGCACUUGGAUGUAUCUCAAGAGAAUGUACCAGAGAAGAUAAAUUCAAUGCCAGCAGGAGAAAAGGCUGAAACUUCUGUUAUGGUGCAACGGGGACCAGCGGUAUCCCGUAUUGGUGAUAGCAAUUCAAGGUCUGAGACAGUGUUUCAAGCAGAUCAGAGACACCAUAAUUCGGUUGGGAAAAACUUCAGUGCUUUCUUUGGUACAAGGGAAUCUGAAGGUCAGGCUCAAACUGGAGCGGCGCCAUCUCAGUCGGUUAUCAAAGAAAAAGACUUUAGUGGGCCAAAGGCUCAUGGCCCAGCAUCUGGUGGCAGGGGAAAAAAAUUUGUAUUUACGGUUAAAAAUUCUGGCGCAAGAUCAUUUCCAGAUACUGAGCCAACCCACGUAGAAUCUAGUGGGUUUCAGAGAAGGCAUCGACGCAAUAUGCAGCGUACUGAGUUUCGAGUUCGAGCAAGUGCUGAUAAGAGGCAAUCUACAGGUUCUGUAUCUUCCAACCAUGUCGGACUGGAAGAGAAAUUUGUCUCUGGAAGGGGUUUUGGGCCUUCUGUAAGAGGUGGGCCUAGGAGGGUUGUCAUGUCAAAUAAACCUUCAAAACAGAUGUUAGAUUCAGAGGGCUUGAGCCCUGGUCGAAAUAAUUCACAAGAAAUAGAGUCUGGAAACAGGGCUGACAAGGGAGCUGGAAAAGAUGCCUCGACAAAGAGUCAGAAUAUCCCGAAAUCUGGAGAGGGAAACCUUAAAAGAAAUAUUCAUUCUGAAGAGGAUGUUUAUGCUCCUCUGCAAAGUGGUAUUGUGCGUGUUUUUGAGCAACCUGGCAUAGAGGCUCCUAGUGAUGAAGAUGAUUUCAUUGAAGUGAGGUCAAAGAGGCAAAUGCUGAAUGAUCGGCGUGAACAGAGAGAAAGAGAAAUCAAGGCGAAGUCUCGCGCCUCAAAGGUGCCACGGAAACCUCGUUCUACUUCAAAAGGUAGUACUGCCUCUGCCAACUCAGGUAAAAGUUCUGCAGCAACAAAUGGAGAAGCAGGAAACAGCAUUCACUCUGAUUUUGUUGCCUCUGAAGGACGUGGAUUGGCAAAUAUUGAAGUAUCAGCUGGAUUUAACACUAAUGUAGUGUCUCAACCGUUGGCUCCAAUUGGCACUCCUGCUGUGAAAAGUGAUGUCCAGGCUGAUAUUAGAUCUCAAACAAUCAGGUCACUCAACACAAGCUCCCUUCCUGUAGUAUCAGGUAGUGUAAAAAAUAUUGGGCGAGGCUCGAUUAUCGAGAACAACAAUAAGGUCCUGGAUAAUGUUCAAGCAUCUUUGAGCUCAUGGGGUAAUCAACAGGUUAUGGCCUUGACGCAGACCCAACUUGAUGAGGCUAUGAAGCCUGGGCAAUUUGGUUCUCAUGGUUCUGUUGGAGAAAUUAAUAGCUCAGUUUGUGAGUCCAGCAUGCCAUCGUCAUCCAUCAUGACAAAGGAGAAGCCAUUCUCUUCUGCUGCAAAUCCAAUCAAUUCCCUUCUUGCUGGCGAGAAAAUCCAAUUGGUGGUGAGCAUAGUUAAGAAAUCAAAUUGCAAUAGACUUGCUAAUGUUUGA
Messenger RNA from Prunus armeniaca (apricot), 5769 nucleotides. Lineage: Eukaryota; Viridiplantae; Streptophyta; Magnoliopsida; Rosales; Rosaceae. The record is from the annotation of a GenBank genome assembly.